AAUGGUUUGUGUUACAGAUUCAUAAUUUGCGAAUUGUGCUGGCAAAGUGACAGAUUCGUUUUAAAAUAAAUUUGGGCAAUGGCCAGUUCUUUUGUCAUGACUGCCUUGCAAACAGGAGAUGACUGUCAAACUAAUGACACAAAUAACUGUUUUCCGAUUGAAUCAUUACGAUUCCCAUUAGAUAGUUCAAUGCGGAUUGUUUUUACUGGCUACUAUAAUGGAUUCAGUGUCGAGGUGAGGUCUGCAGAUGAGGUGGCCUUACUGUAUCAUAUGGGAUGCUUUGGCAAAGGUUCGGCGUCCCGUUCGAAGCCAAGGGCUAGCCACAAUGAUGGCAGCCCCUGUAUAAUGCGCAAGAGGCAAUUCCUCAAGCGAAACUACUGGUAUAAAAAAUUUGGGGGGCCUAGGAAAUGUUCGGAAGCAGAUACUUUUCUGAAAGAGAUAGAAGAACUGAGUACUAAAAUAAAAAUUGACAGCAAUAAAAGGCAAAGGAAAGAUGUAAUUGACUUGGUAUCCAGUGAGGAAGAAAUGAGUGAAGAUAAUGAGUUUGAAAGUUCACAAAUAGAUUUUUUAAGGUUUGAUCAAAAAGAAGAUACUGUGGUCAUUGUGCCUAACAGUGAUUCUGAAGAUGAGAAUUACUUUGCCAACUUGAAACCUAAAUGUUGCAUAAAUAAGAUUAAAUUGGAGGAAAAAUUGAUGCUUACUUUACAAGAAUCAUUUUUCUUAUUGUAUGGCCUGGGUUGCCUACAAAUAGUGAAUGAUAACAAGUUGCUGAGUAUAAAGGAAACUUGGGAUCUUUUUGUUGUGACUGACAAGAACUUCAUUCCAAAAUAUGUUGUUUAUCACUACUUUAGGUCUAAGGGAUAUGUUGUGAAACCUGGUAUCAAGUUUGGAGGUGAUUAUUUGCUAUAUAAGGAUGGACCUGGAGUUAAUCAUGCAGAAUAUAUUGUAGUCAUAAGGCCAGACUCAGGGGAGGAUUGGACUUCAAUUCUGGGCCAUGUUAGAAUGGCUACCACUACAGUAAAGAAAAUCUUAAUUGUGGAAGUUAUACAACCAAUACAGGAUCUCCAAAACUUACCUGAAGACUUAAAAUUAUACCAAGUAAGGGAAACAAUAUUGUCACGGAAGAUUCCAGUUACAAUAAACAAUGAUGUCGAAUGAACAAUUUUUUUAUAUUUACACUAGCCUAAUA
Messenger RNA from Hyposmocoma kahamanoa, 1189 nucleotides. It is a transcript of the gene Tsen2, whose product is annotated as tRNA-splicing endonuclease subunit Sen2. The transcript has 3 exons. Gene Ontology annotation, biological process: tRNA splicing, via endonucleolytic cleavage and ligation; tRNA-type intron splice site recognition and cleavage. Bases 79 to 1158 code for a protein of 359 amino acids. Gene Ontology annotation, molecular function: tRNA-intron lyase activity; nucleic acid binding. The record is from RefSeq and is a predicted model, not a curated record. NCBI's taxonomy places the organism in Eukaryota, Metazoa, Arthropoda, Insecta, Lepidoptera, Cosmopterigidae. Gene Ontology annotation, cellular component: tRNA-intron endonuclease complex.